Messenger RNA from Klebsormidium nitens, 2598 nucleotides. The record is from the annotation of a GenBank genome assembly. Lineage: Eukaryota; Viridiplantae; Streptophyta; Klebsormidiophyceae; Klebsormidiales; Klebsormidiaceae.
CUAGGUAUACCGUCCCCCUAUGGGACGAAGUGCUCAUCGCUUAUGACAAACUUGCCUUGCAGUGGUCAUCAAGCAAAGCCUUGAAAAGGUUCCUCUCCAGCAAAACUUUUGCUCUUGGCCCUUUUCCUGAAAAUUGAAAUUAGCGCAUGGACCUGAUCGAAAGAAUGUUGUAGCUCAGGAGCAAAGCUUUUCUAAAGCUACAGCAUUGGUCCCAAGAACACCCCCAAGCGACAUGCGAAUACCGGCCUGCACCGGAGCAGACCAUCCUUCUAUGUGUAGAGGAUAGCAGCUGCAGAGUUACAUAAGGAGCUUUCAAAGCGCCGCCGGAAACUUUCUCAAGAAAGCUUCGGACUCACCACCAGAGGUCUUGAGAUUCUAAGAGCAGCAGGUCAAGCGAAGAGUAAGCUUGGAGAUUACUCAAACGGCUCCAGGAUCUUCAAUUUGGUGCGUUACUGCAGGUGUUCCCAAGCUCAGGGAUGAAAAGCACUUUUGGAAGUAGGAUAUCCCGUUAGGCCCCACUUCUGUUGGGGAGAUUGGAUUCCGGAUCAACAGCUUGCCGUAGAGAACUGAAGUGGUGAAAAGACAGGAAUGAGGACAGUGACAGAAGACUGAUGUAAAGAGCAAAAAGAAAGAGGGGGAUUAAGAAGAGGAGGGAAGGGAAAGAGACUCUUGAGAGACUCGCAAAACAAUGGCGCAGCGCCGGCUAGGUAGUCAGGUUGAGGAGCCAGACCUCGACCUAUAUGGCAUCCUCAACGUUCCAAAAGACGCGUCGGACGACGAACUUCUCAAGGCCUACCGCGGCCUGGCAAUGCUGUGUCAUCCUGACAAGGUCCCUGGAGGCUCAACCGCUCUAAAGGCGGUCGCAACAGAGCAGUUCAACCGAAUACGGGACGCAUACGAGACCCUCAGCGAUCCACAGAGGAGAGAGAUCUAUGACAUUUACGGGAAGAAGGGCCUUGCCUCGGGGAUGGACCUGGGGGAGCAUCUCGGAAUGAAGGACGAGAUGCGAAAGGCUUAUGAGCUGUAUCAAAUGCGGCAGAGCGAAAACAAGCUCCAGUCCCGGCUCAACCAGACGUCCACCCUGUUGACUAGCAUAGCCAUCAACGACUGGCGGAGGAGAGGCGUGCAACAACUGACAUCUUCCAUCAACUCCACUGUGACCGCCCCCAUCUCUCCCAAAGAUACGCUCAUCAUGGGUGGCAGCGUUGGCGUCAAGCGCGGGCACGGCGUGGCGAACCAGUUCCUGGUUUGGAAGCACCAGGCAGACUCCCGGUUCUCGUACGAAGCGGGGGCCGUGCUGGGCAUCCGACAGAUCCUGACGGGAACUACAACAAUGCAAUUGUCGAAGCACAUGACCGCCUCGCUGUCCGCGAACUACAACAUCAAGGACGGCUCGCUCUCGCAGACGUGCGCCUGGAGCCGCCAGCUGACGCCCAACGUCAGGGGUGACAUCGCGCUGACUUUGGGCCCCGACAUGGGCGUCGCCGUCGGCUGGAGCCGCGACGGGACCAAAAACUCGCUCCGAGGGGACCUUCGUAUGGGGACGGCGUUUGGGGUAGCGGGAAACUGGGUGCACCACUUUUCGGACAAGUCGUUUGGAAAGGUGUCCGCCAAGAUUGGAAUUACGGCGAUUGAGGUUGAGAUUGGGGCGCACCGAAUCCUGUCGGAACGGAGCUCGGGGGGCUUCUCGUGUACUGUGGGGGUACAGGGCGUGCUGUGGAAGAUUCGCUACACCCGAGGGGGGCAGAAGUUCAUCAUCCCAAUCCUGCUGUCCGACAAGCUGGAGCCGUUCACGAUCCUUGCCGCGCUGUGCCUCCCGCCGGCACUGUACGCUUUGGUUAGACACUACUACUUGAAGCCCGCGGCCAUCAAGCGCCGGAAACGGAAGACGCUCGCGGCUCGUCGGGCCAACGCACAACAGGUCCGCGAGUCCAUUGAGGCCGCGCGGGGGGUGCAGGACCUCAUGUCCGGGAGCGCCAGCCGGAAAAAAGCGAACGAGGAGAACCGGGCCAACCCGGGGCUGGUUAUCGUCGAAGCCGUGUACGGGUGUAUAAAGCCGCGCAAGAAACGACAGAACGGGGAAAGUGACCGGGGGAAGGAAGUUGAGGAGGAGGGGCAUGACGGACAAGACGAGGGCCUGCCGCCGCCGUUUUUGGACGUGACGACUCCGGUGCAGUUCUUGGUCGACGAUAGCGCGAUCAAGUUACACCCGGGCAUUCGAAAGGCGGGCUUGAUGGGCUUCUGCGACCCGUGUCCGGGUGAGGAGAAGGAAUUGCGGGUCAAGUAUAAGUGGCGGGGCAAUGUUCACGAAACGACGGUAGGAGAUAAGGAAGCGCUUUUCAUUCCUGACCGGCGGCAUAAAGUGACGGACUCCGAGAGCUGAGGUCCAGGUGGGGAAGCGCCGUGCUCUCUUCCCUGCAGCAGGUCAAGAUCCAGCACAUAGAGCCGGAUAAUGUAGGAACUAGAGCGGAAACAGAUCGUCAUAUAUCAAUGCCCGUUACAAGAUCGCGAUGGUCUUUUUCUAACGAAGUGAAUGGGGGGGUGCGGGGCGCAUGCUAGCUUCGACAUGCGGGUUCCCUCCAAUCAUCUCUUAGUCCC